UUAGGGCACGUUCUGAGCGAGGUUCGGAGAGAGCCUAUCGCUGAAGAGAGGAAAAGGGAAUAUAAAUGCUGUGCCUAUGAACAGAUCUGAAAUAAAGAUGAGUUAACUUUUGUACACCUUACUAGCCUGACGUGUUUACUUCUUCUUAAAGAUUGAAACCCAAUUAUAGUUUUAUACAGUGUCUAUUUAGUCCUUUGGUAUCCACCUCGUUAUAAUCCUCUUUGUAGUUAUUACAAUUGGCGACGAGAAAAGUACGAAAAAGUGCAAUUUCGAGACAGUUAUUCACUCAAGUUCAAUUAUUGGAAAAUAUUUCGCCCUACAUUCCCAGAGUUCAGCUUACUCCUUCUGAGAGGCCAUUGCGAGAGUGAGUUCACCGUUCAUCGAUUUCAUCGAUCGCACACACACGACAGCCGAAGUAAUCUCACGUCUCCCGCGGUGCCGGUGGCGCGAAGUGGUGUGCGGCAUACAGCAAUUGAGUAACCUACAGUGUUUACACCAGACAGUGACAGACCACUGUUUAUCACUACUACUACAAAGCGGCAGCCUGUGCAGUGCAGUAUAGUUGCUUGGAUUGUGCUGUGUAGAAAAGUGCAUCCAUUGUUCGUUCGGGCUGGACCGACUUGCCUCAAUAGCAAUGAGAAUAAAUAGAAGAUCAGCUGUUUGCGACGACGACGACCAAGCUGAGUUGGUGCUUUUAUAUUGUGAGAGGUUGACUUUUGCCACGGGUGUUCUCUUGAACGUUAUUUUGGUUGCCGCCGCAGAAUUCUUUGAAGGUGAAGUACUACAGUGUUCAAGAAUGUCGGUGUCUACAACCAUCGAGCCAUACCUGCCAAAUUCAAUUCCAUUCGCGCAAUACGUUGAACAGCUCGAAUAUGUAUUUCUGAAUAACAAUGUCCCGGAAGAACGCUACAAAACAUCAUUUUUAGCCGUGUGUGGCGUUACGAGAGCAGUUUCAGGCGGAUGUCAAAUUCUUAGGAUCUCCAAAAAAGAUCGUUGGUACUAGCACAAAAGGAAGCGGAAAUUUUAAGAGACCGGUAUAUACAGACGAGGAAGACGAAGAGGACUUGCCCUGUAUGAUGAUUUCCUCUAUCAAUCGCAUAAAUGAAGCUUGCCAUGUAAAGGUUUUUGUUGAGAAGAGCGUUUUAAUGAUGGAGAUUGACUGUGGCUCGGCAGAGACCGUUAUUUCUGAAGAACUAUUUUUGAGGAAUUUUGAGCAUAGUAAGCUCUCAUCUUGUAACAAGAAAUUGGCAGUGAUUGACGGCAAGAGAUUAAAAGUUCUUGGGAAAAUUAGCGUCUCGGUUCAGCUGAAAGGCAAAAAGCAGCAGCUUUUCAUGAUUGUGCUUCGAUGUGACAACGAUUUUAUACCAUUGAUGGGCCGCACCUGGUUGGAUUGUUUUUAUGCUGGAUGGCGGGACAUUUUUUCGAAUCCGAGGAUUAAAGACGAAGGCAUUUAUAAGCUCGAAGAAGAAAGCGUGAUCGAAGAGUUGAAAAGUAAGUUUUCAACUGUAUUUGAUGGGGAUUUUUCAACUCCAAUAGUUGGGUAUGAAGGAGAUCUUGUUUUGAAAGAAGAUAAGCCUAUUUUUAGAAAAGCAUAUGGGGUACCGCUAAGACUGCGAGACAAAGUCAAUGAGCAUUUAGAUUCCUUAGAGAGAGACGGGGUAAUUACACAGGUAGAAACCAGCGAAUGGGCCUCACCGGUGGUAAUUGUGAUGAAGAAGGAUCAAAACAUCCGUUUAGUGAUCGAUUGCAAGGUUUCAAUAAACAAGGUCAUAAUUCCAAAUACCUACCCAUUACCUGUUGCACAGGACAUUUUUGCCUCUUUAUCAGGAUCUAAAGUUUUUUGCUCACUUGAUUUAGCUGGUGCUUAUACGCAGCUUUUAUUAUCGCCAGCCUCUAAAAAGUUUAUGGUAAUAAACACAAUUAAGGGUUUAUAUGUUUACAACCGUCUGCCACAAGGAGCAUCAUCAAGUGCAUCCAUUUUUCAAAAAGUUAUGGACCAAGUCCUUCAAGGCCUGGAAAACGUGUCUUGUUAUCUGGACGAUGUUUUGAUUGCGGGAACUGAUUGGGAGGUGUUCCGGCCUUAA
This is a messenger RNA of Armigeres subalbatus, 2084 nucleotides long. RefSeq lists its product as uncharacterized. Bases 1074 to 2084 code for a protein of 336 amino acids. Lineage: Eukaryota; Metazoa; Arthropoda; Insecta; Diptera; Culicidae. The transcript has 5 exons. The record is from RefSeq and is a predicted model, not a curated record.